Gordionus sp. m RMFG-2023 is the source of this 1199-nucleotide messenger RNA. Its product is annotated as probable cyclin-dependent serine/threonine-protein kinase DDB_G0292550. The record is from RefSeq and is a predicted model, not a curated record. Bases 444 to 1199 code for a protein of 251 amino acids. NCBI's taxonomy places the organism in Eukaryota, Metazoa, Nematomorpha, Gordioida, Chordodea, Parachordodidae. The transcript has 3 exons.
UGGAUGUAUACUAGUCUUGUGAAUUUAAUUUUUUUGGUCCGAGCUCAAAAAUUUUUAUUUUAUUAUGAAAUCCAGCUCGAACCCAAUAUUUCAAGUUCAACCUAAAGUUUUUUAAAAAUGUCAGACUGGAUCCCGGAUUUAAGCUGCUGGGCUCAAUGAAUACCUCAUAAACCAGAUGAAAGACCUUAACGUAUCAAAGAAAGAAAAAUAUGAGAUUAAGGUAAUGGCGAUGUUUUUCUAAGUCGUUUCGAAGACAUAUUCAACGAUGCUCAGAUCUCUGAUAUCGAAAAAGCAGGAUCCUUCACAAGAAGACUACCAGACGAAGAAUACAUCAAGCUCAAAUCUAUGUUCACCUACCGAUUUCAUCAAUCCAUCGAUAUUGAUUGAAAAAUUUAGGUUAUUACACCCGAGGAAAUCUACAAGUUCGAAAUUGUUAUUAUUCAAUGCAGCUGUACAAGGUAAAAAUGAAAGUUACAUCAAUUGGUGAAAAGACUGAAGAAGAAACAAGCGUAAAACAUUUGGAAAGACAAAGAGGCAUGAAAGUUGAAGAAAACAAACAGGUGGUCAGAUGCGACGAUAGACAUAAUCCACGAUUGAAUAACGAUAACAGACAACUAUGGACUACGAGAAACAACAACUUUCAAAGAAAUAAUUAUCAGGGAAAUAAUUACAACCCUAGACAUCAGAACUAUAAUGCGGGUAACUACAAUAACGUUAGGGCAAAUUACCCAGGAUUAUACAAUAAUUUUUCAAGAUUUGAAAAUAGAACCAGUUAUAAUAACGAUAAUAACCAAAGAUUUUAUUAUGAUUACAAUCACGGAUUCAACAGACGCUAUGAUACUUCAAGAUGCACGCAAAGGCAUAGUAAUAAUUAUAAUGGAAAUCGAGGAGGAAGUUACGCAUGUAAUUGUAGACAUCAUGUCGACCAUAAUAAUCAAACACGAUACACUAAUAAAAUAAAUACCAUAAACAUAGAAGAAAUAAAAGAGGAUGAUAAUAAUAAAAUAGAAAAAAAAGAAUAUAAUUUGUAUAACUUGGACAUAAAUAAUAUGGAUGCUGAUAAAGACAACACAGAUAAUAACGCGUAUAAAGUAACUUUAAAAUUGAAUAACCUGUCAACGAUCAUGCAGGUCGAUACUGGUUCUAGAUUCUCAAUAAUACCUAGUUCGAUAGCUAGAGCGCAGGCAUCACUGAAUUAA